Drosophila simulans is the source of this 2889-nucleotide messenger RNA. RefSeq lists its product as uncharacterized. Bases 548 to 2383 code for a protein of 611 amino acids. NCBI's taxonomy places the organism in Eukaryota, Metazoa, Arthropoda, Insecta, Diptera, Drosophilidae. The record is from RefSeq and is a predicted model, not a curated record. The transcript is spliced from 3 exons.
GCGAUAUAAAAUCUUGGUUAGCGAUACGGCCGGGCCGCAUUUUCAUUUCAACUUUGUGUGCGACGAGUUGUCUCUCCAGUCGCGUCCUGUUAGCCACCUCCGCGUCCGCAGCGCGUCCCUUCGUUCCGUGAUCGCAGUGCUCGGAAUCGAAAAUCUAUAUCGAUUGGAAUAUAUUUUGGAAAUUUCGAAUAUAUAAAAACAAGCUACAAAAUCAAGUGAGCAACUCGAGACUUGCUCUUGUUUCAAUUUGUGCAACGAACACAUCCGAAUCCUCGAUUCCAGUGGAACACCGAACAUAAAAAAGCAAUCGUGAUCCGCCGCUGUGCCAUUGACUCCAGCUGAAAGGGAUUAACCGAACCCAAUGCCAAGGAUUUAAACUGACUAAAGACGCCACACCAAAAAUCAAACAGCAGCAGCGAAGAAGAAAGCCGCAGAGCGAGGCCGACUAGCGAAAUCCAAAAAUCCACAUUUUUGGUUUCCAGGGCGUCAAAUUGGAAUUUCAAUUUCAAGCCAAACACCGCACACACACACACACAACCAGAUCAAAAUGGGACACCUGACGCGACGCAGCAGCCUAAUGGCCAUAGUCCUGUGCCUGGUACUCAACACACAGCACCUGUCGGUGCAUGGCGAUGCCUCGCACAUUGAGUCCGCCGCCCUGCCCCUCGAACACAGGGCCGGCUACGGUCCACCGGCGCCCAUUUACGGAGCGCCCCAGGGACCACUGAGCACCGGAGCCACCAACGAUGUGUCCGAGGAGGCAUGGCCCCUCGCCAGCACCAACGACAGUCCGCAGAUCAAGCACCUGCAGGUGCAGUGCGAGAAGACCCACAUGCGGGUGAACAUCGAGUUCGACCGACCCUUCUACGGCAUGAUCUUCUCCAAGGGAUUCUACAGUGAUCCCCACUGCGUGCACCUGAAGCCCGGCACCGGCCACCUGAGCGCCACCUUCGAGAUCUUCCUGAACAGCUGCGGCAUGACCAGCUCGGCCAACCACAAUGCCGCCGGCUAUGGAGCGCCCACGCCAUCGGGCAGCUAUGUGGAGAACACGAUCAUCAUCCAGUACGAUCCCUACGUGCAGGAGGUGUGGGAUCAGGCCAGGAAGCUGCGCUGCACCUGGUACGAUUUCUACGAGAAGGCCGUCACCUUCAGGCCCUUCCAGGUGGACAUGCUGCAUGCGGUGACCGCUAACUUCCUGGGCGACAACCUGCAGUGCUGGAUGCAAAUCCAGGUGGGCAAGGGACCCUGGGCCUCCGAGGUUUCGGGCAUUGUCAAGAUCGGACAGACGAUGACCAUGGUGCUGGCCAUCAAGGAUGAUGAAAACAAAUUCGAUAUGCUGGUGCGCAACUGUGUGGCCCACGACGGCAAGCGGGCUCCCAUCCAGCUGGUGGAUCAGAAUGGCUGCGUUGUCAGGCCCAAGAUCAUGAGCAAGUUCCAGAAGAUCAAGAACUUCGGACCCUCGGCAUCGGUGGUUAGCUUCGCCUACUUCCAGGCCUUCAAGUUCCCCGACUCGAUGAAUGUGCACUUCCAGUGCGUCAUCCAGGUGUGCCGCUACAACUGCCCCGAGCCCAAGUGCGGACCCGGUUUGCCAGGUGGCGAGUAUGGUCUGCCCCAGAUUGGCGCCAAUGGUCUGUCCGAGGAGUACGGUCCCCCAGAGGCAUACGAGAGGAACGAUUUCGCCCUGGGCGGUCCCGGAGUUCUGCCACCAGCUGCCUAUCCUGAUCCACGUCACCCUGCCUCCGAUGCCACUGGAGCGUACUCUGAGAACCAACCGGAUGUGGUGCCCUCGCCCCAGGCUCAGACCUCGGCGGCAGUGCCCACUGCUGACUCGGGAACCGUUUCCGGACCUGCCAGCUCCCAGUCGCCACAGCCCCAGCCCACUGGCAGCAACGAACUGGGUCUGCCGCCACCACCACUGCCAGGACAGAGCGGUCAGUACAGCACGGUGAAGCGCAAGGAUGACCUGAGUGCCGGUGGCAACCUGGUUUCCCUGGGCGGACGCCCACGCUCCGUGGAGGGACUGGACGAUCUGCGCGGCGUGCGAAGGCGCAGGGACACCAUGGACAUUGUGGUGAAGCCACAGAGGAUCUACAAGCGGAACGCGCAGGAGAUGACCGAUGUGAACACCAGCCGAAUCAUUCAGGUGGUGGCGCCCGGAGACGUUAACUUUGCGCUGAACAGCAAUGCCAGCAACGAGACGGUGGUCAUCCAGUCGGCCAGGUCCGCGGAUGCGGAGACCAUCUGCAUGUCGGUGCCCAGUUUUGUGGGCGGAUUGGUGAUGCUGCUGCUCGUCCUGGCCGUCGCCUCUCUAGUCGCCGCCUUCCUCUUCGUCCGCGUGCGUCACUUCGACCGCAAGGGAGCGGGCAUGGCCUAUGUGAACUAAGGAUCUGGAAUCGGGCCAGAGGACCGGACCAUCAUCACCAUCAUCAGCGACCGAUCGGCGUGAACAGAAAACCAAAUCAGUUUUAUGUGCACUUCAGAAACACUCAUUCCAAGCCCAUUCCCCAUAGGCACCCCAUCCCAUAACUAUUUAUUCUUCGGUUAUUUAUUGAGAUCCCACAAUCCGCCACUUUCAAAUGGUUUCCUACUUUACCACUACGCUCUAUCCUUCAUAUGUUUCCCUAGUUUUAGGCAAAGCGAAAUUGAAUUGUCAGACUUGUUAAGUUUCAGUUAUACCUACGCGGGAUUUGAGGCCAUCUGAAUGGACAGAUUCGCCUCGAAUGUUACAAUAUGCAAGUUAAUAAUAUCGAGAAAAUAAACACAAACGAAGUAAUGAAGCGGCAAACAUGGAAAAGCAGAAAAUCGUUUACAAUAAGUUAAUAUAGCAAAUGUAUAUAUUAAAUUAUUUAUUUAUUACUUUAUUUGAUAGCUGCGAAAUAAUAAAAAGUU